AUGAUGUGCGUCCACCUUACGCUCGAGAUUCUUGAAGCCGCCGCUGCCACAAACGUCUCUAUUGAGCGGGUGGUUAUAACCAGCUCAGUUGCGGGGAUAAUCUCACCUAUGGCCUUUGGCGGGUCCGAACCUCAAGAUCCGGACCAUCCCUUUACUUCCAGCAGUCGCGUGCCGCUGAUGAAGCCGCCCUUUGCCCAUCCGAGUAUCGCCUAUAUAGCUUCCAAGGUGGCAUCUCUAGAAGUGACCGAGACCUGGGCGAAAGAGACAAAUCCUGGGUUCGGCAUCGUCAACAUCCAUCUAUCUUGGGUACUGGGUCCGACUGCAUGGGCCGGUGAGGAAUAUGAGGUGUUAUUAAAAAAGGGCAACCGACUGGUACUCAACACGAUUGUUCAGGGCAACAAAUCCCCCUUUCCCCAUAUGACCCGUGCUAUUGUCCGGGGUUGUCGUAGUUUCAUUGCCAGUACCCCAGGGGCAUGGGAGGAUAUCCCAGGGAUUGUCCGGAAGAAUUUUGUUGAGGAGCUUCAGAGCGAACCGAAACGUGUUACUGUUCUGGGCGAACAGACGUCGAUUCCACUUGGCAUCGAAUCCUCUGAUACCGUGGUCGCCUUUGGGUGGAAAUUCACGGACUUGGAGCAAACAAUCACUGAUCUCAUCUCGCAGUACAUCGAGCUCAAGUGA
Molecule: messenger RNA, 678 nt
Organism: Penicillium samsonianum
Lineage: Eukaryota; Fungi; Ascomycota; Eurotiomycetes; Eurotiales; Aspergillaceae
Product: NAD(P)-binding protein
Exons: 2
Coding region: 1-678 (225 amino acids)
Source: RefSeq, a predicted model, not a curated record